Olea europaea var. sylvestris is the source of this 1078-nucleotide messenger RNA. RefSeq names its product chaperonin-like RbcX protein 2, chloroplastic. The record is from RefSeq and is a predicted model, not a curated record. The transcript has 5 exons. Lineage: Eukaryota; Viridiplantae; Streptophyta; Magnoliopsida; Lamiales; Oleaceae. Gene Ontology annotation, biological process: ribulose bisphosphate carboxylase complex assembly. Bases 131 to 790 code for a protein of 219 amino acids. Gene Ontology annotation, molecular function: protein folding chaperone.
CAAUUAUGAAUCUUUCAACGCUAGAAAACACACGAGAUUCAUCAUAGCUCCCACAUCUCGUUGCACCUCUUUCUCAACAAUUCUCAGGUGCCCUUAGUCUCAUUUCACCUCUUUUUACUCAAUUCUCAGGAUGGUUGGGGCUAUAUUGGUGAGGUCUUUUACUGAUAACUUCUCAUGCCCAUUUUUAUGCUUGGAUUCCCUUUCUUCAAGUAGCUUAAAUGUUAAGGGCAAUUUGGAGUUGGAUAAAAAACUUAGAAGGAGAAAGCAUUUGAAGAAAGUGAAUUUGAGCACUUCUUUCUUGGAUGCCUGGUAUGAAUGGAGAUUGUCAGCAAAAAUGCUUUCAUUCUACACCUUUAAAAGCAAUUCAAGAAAGAAACGUAGGCUUCAUUCCCUCACUGUUGUCAAUGAAUUGGGAGGGCAGUACGAGGAUACAUUCAAUGAUGUCAAAAUGGACAUAAUCAACUGCUUCACGUUUAAAGCUGUGAGGACUGUUCUUGAGCAACUCUAUGAGAUGAAUCCACCACAAUACGCUUAUUUACACAACUUUAUUGCAGAUAACACGACCAAAAGUGGAAAGCUUUUUCUACAGACUUUAGCUAAGGAAAGGCGGGAACUCGCUGAAAGAGUAAUGAUAACACGACUUAGCCUAUAUUCGAGAUGGAUUAAGAAAUGCGAUCAUGCCGAAAUAUAUAAAGAAAUUUCUGAUGAGAACUUGAAAUUGAUGAGAGAAAGGCUUCUGGAAACCAUUGUAUGGCCAUCUGAUGACACAAAUACUGAGAAAACAGAUUGAUGGGAGAUGAUGCCUCACUUUUGAUGGGAUUUUGUCUUCAAUUUAUGUGCUUCAUACCUUGCUAGUCUAAUGCCAUUUUGACAUAUACAUCUUCAUGUAUAACUCCCAUUUGAACAGUUAAUAAGGGGAGGAAAGUAGCUAAGAUUGCAAAUAUUGUUGUGGCAUAGCCUCACUGUGUGUAUAGUCUUUAUUUGAGUAGUUUUUACUUCGAUAAAUUGUCAAAUUUCUAUCAAAUCUCUUGGUUGGAAUUAUCUCUAUCAAAAAUAAUAUAGUGCCAACUUAAAUAUA